AUGUCGCCUUUCACCGUCACCCGUUUACUUCACUUCAUUGCGUUCGGUCUGGGGACUCUGGCCGGACAGGCCUGUCCCGCCGAACCAUCUACCCCUUCAGUCACUAUCACAAACGGCACCAUUCUAGGCACCACGAAUGGAAGAAUUGACAUUUUCAAGGGUAUUCCCUUUGCACAACCACCAGUGGGAAACCUUCGUCUCAGGAGCCCCCAGCCACUCAACUCCAGUUUCGGACAGCUGGAUGGAAGUAAGAGCGCACCAACGUGCAUGCAAAGUUCCGGAAGCGGCUCAGAGGACUGCCUGAAGCUCAAGGUCACUCGUCCAUCCUCCUCUAAGUAUACUGCCAAGCUUCCAGUGGCUGUUUAUAUCCAUGGGGGCUCCUUCAUGACUGGCUCAGCGGAAGACGAAACUGAGCCCACGCCGCUUGUUCUGAAGUCGAUUGAGCUGGGUCAUCCUUUUAUACUUGUCUCAAUUCAGUACCGUCUGGGUGCUUUUGGGUUCUUACCAGGCAAACAGCUCGCUGGGAAUGCAAACUUAGGGCUGCGAGAUCAGCGGCUGGCAUUGCAAUGGAUUCAAGGCGGCACAGAUAACAUAGCAGCAUUUGGUGGCGACCCGCAGAAAGUCGUUUUGUACGGAGGCAGCGCAGGGUCAAUGUCAGCAAUGGAUCAAACCAUCAUUAACAAUGGAGAUAUCGACGGUCUCUUCCGAGGAAUGAUUUUAGUGUCUGGAUCGGUAGUUCCUGCUCUAGAUAUCGUCGCACCGAAAGCGCAGGAGGUUUAUGAUACAGUUGCCCAGCGUGCUGGGUGUAUAAAGACCAACAAUACACUCCAAUGCUUGCAGGGAGUGGAUGCAAAGUUGCUACAGAAGGCCGAAAACAGCCUCAGUACAGAAUUUAAGUACUCGGGAGCCAACUUGCCAUUUAUUCCUCGACCAGACAGCUCCGAUUCCUUUUUCCCCGUUAGCCCUGACGCUGCUAUCACCUCAGGCAUAUUCGCUAAAGUGCCAAUUCUAAGUGGAGAUGCCGAGGACGAGGGAACCGUUUUUGCCAUCACCCAAUCGAACAUUACGACUAAUCGCGACUUGAUCAAUUAUCUUAUCCCAUACUUCCCAGGAAGUGACCAGUAUACAAAAGCGUUAAUCGGGAAAUAUCCAGAUGAUAAGGGCAUCAGUGGAUCGCCAUACGGAACUGGAAAGGCUGGCAACAUCUACGGCCAGUAUAAACGACUCGCAUCGAUUCCAGGGGAUAUAGUUCUUAUUUUCCAGCGGAGGUUCCACCUCCAAAAUGUCUGUUCACAAGUGUCAUGUUGGUCCUAUCUUUAUGCCGGCCUGCAUGGAUCCGUGCCUCUAGGGUCUUUCCAUGGCUCAGAUGCGCGACAGGCAGUAUCUAUCAUCGGCAGAACCAGCGUACCCGGAGAAACGCAACAGCGCUAUGCAAUUGCAUUUAUUAACGAAUUGGAUCCUAAUGGGCUUGGAAUAUCGGGCCCUUUGAUCAGGUGGCCGGAGUACACGCCUUCUGACACCAGAUUGCUGCGCCAGAACGCCUAUCAGAACGGGCUUGUAGAGGACAAUUUCCGAUCUACGCAAUACCAAUAUUGGAUGGAAAAUAUCUCCAAGUUCCGAAUUUAA
Messenger RNA from Aspergillus versicolor CBS 583.65, 1626 nucleotides. RefSeq lists its product as uncharacterized. The coding region runs from base 1 to 1626 and encodes 541 amino acids. The transcript has 2 exons. The record is from RefSeq and is a predicted model, not a curated record. Lineage: Eukaryota; Fungi; Ascomycota; Eurotiomycetes; Eurotiales; Aspergillaceae.